Molecule: messenger RNA, 3350 nt
Organism: Lates calcarifer (barramundi perch)
Lineage: Eukaryota; Metazoa; Chordata; Actinopteri; Centropomidae
Gene: entpd2b
Product: ectonucleoside triphosphate diphosphohydrolase 2b
Biological process (GO): nucleoside diphosphate catabolic process
Cellular component (GO): plasma membrane
Molecular function (GO): UDP phosphatase activity; GDP phosphatase activity
Source: RefSeq, a predicted model, not a curated record
UUGCUUUCAUUCAGUGCCCGAGGAGAAAGUCUCGGCCACAUGGAGGAGGGCUCGGCUGCGCUCGGGACAUAAAUUCAGGCCAGACUCUGCUACCUCAAGUGAAAUGUAAAACAGGAAGCAGGCAGCAGAUGAAGCGUGAACAUCAGGCAGGGCUAUGAUAACGCCCGACCAGCGGGAGGCCGACAGCCACUUCUCCCACUUGGCCGCUAUUAAGUUAAACGCUCGUGUUUCCUGCAGGCGCAGAGGAGAGCUGCACUUCUCACUUUCACUUCAUGGCUCAGCGCUGCGCUCAUCCUGUCGUCUCCGCCGCGCUCCUGGCGCUUGGGAUUGUUGGAAUCGUGCUCCUGACGGUCCCCACGAAAGACGUCCAGGAGCCACCGGGGUUCAUGUACGGGAUCGUCCUGGAUGCAGGAUCUUCACACACAGCUUUGUAUAUAUAUAAGUGGCCAGCAGACAAGCUGAAUGGCACAGGUGUGGUCACCCAGCACAGUGAAUGUCACGUUAAGGGUGGAGGGAUCUCCAGCUAUGCGGGCCAACAGGGAGCAGCAGGGCAGAGUUUAAAGGCAUGUCUGGACCAGGCUGUGAAGGACAUCCCCCAAAACAGGCACCAGCUCACACCUGUGUACCUGGGAGCCACAGCUGGAAUGAGGCUUCUGAAUAUGUCCAGCCCUGAGCAGUCAGCUCAGAUCCUCCAGGAGGUGGGCCAUAAAAUCCAGUCCUACCCUUUCAACUACAAAGGAGCAGCCAUACUGAGUGGUCAGGAGGAGGGGGCGUACGGCUGGGUCACCGUCAACUAUCUCUUAGAGAACUUCAUCAAGUAUGGUUUCGUGGGCCACUGGUUUAGCCCUGGCAGAUCCACAGUGGGAGCGCUGGAUUUCGGCGGGGCGUCCACCCAGAUAACAUUCGCGACUCAGGCGAAAGUGGAGGACAAACAGGACAUGAUGAAGCUGCGUCUUUAUGACCAGGAGUACUCUCUGUACACACACAGCUUCCUGUGCUAUGGACGGGACCAGGUCCUCAAGAGACUGCUGGCUCACAUAGUGAAGUCUCAGGGUUAUUCGAGGUCAGUCGAUCACCCCUGCUAUCCUGCAGACCACAGUAGAACUGUUAAUUUCAGCGCCAUAUUCAACUCUCCGUGUACAACAGAGUACAAAUCCAGCUCUUACGACCCCCAGGCGUCUGUGACAGUACAAGGCAGCGGACAUUAUGAACACUGUCAGGGCAACGUGUCAGAAAUCUUCUCCUUUGACGUCUGUCCCUUCUCCCAGUGCUCCUUCGAUAAAGUCUUUCAGCCAGAUGUCACAGGAAACUUCAUGGCAUUCUCUGCAUUCUUCUACAUUCACUCCUUCCUGCAGCGAACUACUGGUAUCUCUGUGAGCUCUCCUUCACAGCUGGAGGAGGCCGCCAAAACUCUGUGCAAAAUGAGUUUCAGUCAAAUGUUGAUUCUUGCUCCAGAACAAAAGGCUCGAUUGCAGGACUACUGUGCUUCCUCUGUGUUUGUCAAGAUUCUCAUGUUGAGAGGAUAUGGCUUCGAUGAGACGUCGUUCUCACGCAUUUCCUUCCAGAAAAAGGCAGGCGAUACCUCGGUGGGUUGGGCUCUGGGUUACAUGCUGAGUUUGAGCAACUUACUGCCUGCAGAGACAGUGGGGCUGAGGAAGGGCCUGGCCAUGCGCACAUGGGGAAUGCUCAUCUGCCUCUUCGUCCUUCUCCUCACUGCCGGCCUGCUCUUUCUCGUACUCAGAGUUUGUGAUGGAAAGAAGAAAGGAAGCGGCGAAAGCCCCAUCUAGAAAUCAUACAGUGUGGUCAGGAAGGAGUAGCACGGUUAUGCAUUUUUGUUUGUUUUGGCUCUGUUCUCCAACACAUUGGAUCUGAAAUGAAAAUAUGAGAGCUGAAUCUGUUCACAUUAUAACAGGUAAACUGUGUAGGACUUUGAGCUCUUCUUCUAUAUGUUGUCUCCCAGUUGUGAGUAUAUGCAGCAGAAUAAUCCUGAGGCUGUAUGGCAUGUUCACUGACAUGAAUAUAAUGACCUCCACUGUUCACAUGACUGAAUGUAAGCUUCCUCAAAGCUGAGAGUUAGCACUUUAACCUCAAAGUCUUUCUCCAUUUCAAAUCCAAAGCACUGGAGUACAGAGCCCACACAAUGAAAAACGUGACCAAAUAUUCUCUGUUUAGGAACAUAACACUACCCUGGUGUUGUUGGCACCACAGAGGGGAGGUCUGAAUGUACACUUUAUUCUUAAGAAAUCAAACCAAUUCUUGGUUUUAUGGAAUGUAAAAAAUUCCAGCUUUUUGUUUUUUGUUUGUUUUUGUAGAAAAUGUGAUUGUACUCUGAAGCACUGUUACCGCAAACUAAAGUACACUGUGGAGAUUACUACCAGUUUAGUGCUGUUUUAAAAAUGUUUUUGUUUUCAAAGACGUUUUUUUUUUUUUUUUUUUUUUUUUUCAGGUAAAACAUGAAAAAAAAAAUCACAUUUCAGUCUGGCUAGCUUAGUUUGCAGUUUAACAGAAAAUAAUCAAUAACCAGCAGAACACAGCAGGUGUUUGCAUAUUAUAAACAUUUGUCAACGGAAACAAACUCGGGUCUCUGAGCACACUGAAGCUGUCAUUAUGUUUCUUAUGUCACACAGAAGAGGUGAGUAACUGAUUUUGGCUUUGACUUGAAUUGCUGUGUUUUUUCACAAUACAGGUUGAUAUCUUAUUUUCUCACAGAGCUUGUGUUUCAUUGUGGAUUGUCCUCUGUAUUAUUCAGUUCAACAGAUUUUUAUCUUCUGGGUUCAAAGGAAAAUCAAAUCAAAGACACUGGGAAUUUAAUGCUGAAUCACAUGUUUUUUUGUUUUUUUUUAAGUCUUUGACUAACAGAGUACAAAGUACAGAUCUGACGUGUUGAAGCGUCUGCAGAACAACAGUCUCCUCUCCCUCCUGCUCCUGCUAGAGGGAUGCACACAGAGAUGUCUGAUUGGUCUAAUUCUAAAUGAUUAGUGAGUCUCUAUUCUCUCUCUAGCCAGGAAGAUAACAAAUGUGCUUCCUCAGGCUCUCAACAGUCUGCAGGUCUGGAUGUCCUUCUCUCCUUUCCACCUGUCUGAGCACACUUAUGAUUAAACGUAUCAUUCCUAUCUGACUAUAAGUGAUAUGCCUUAUUGAAUACAUAUCAAACCAAGUAUGGGCUACAUCAAUAUCACAGCUUCCUUUAUCUGUUUACCUUUAAUGACCAGUAAUGCAGAUUUUAGUCAUGUGUUCCAUUAUUAACUUUAGACAUUAAAUAGCCAUGUGCACAAAAUGACCACAGAUAAUGUUACAGUACAAGCAGCACCUCUGUAUAUAAUAAAAUACAAUGUCCCUGCAACACAUAA